This is a messenger RNA of Varanus komodoensis (Komodo dragon), 1298 nucleotides long. It is a transcript of the gene ALG2, whose product is annotated as ALG2 alpha-1,3/1,6-mannosyltransferase. Gene Ontology annotation, molecular function: alpha-1,3-mannosyltransferase activity; GDP-Man:Man(1)GlcNAc(2)-PP-Dol alpha-1,3-mannosyltransferase activity. Bases 32 to 1279 code for a protein of 415 amino acids. The record is from RefSeq and is a predicted model, not a curated record. NCBI's taxonomy places the organism in Eukaryota, Metazoa, Chordata, Lepidosauria, Squamata, Varanidae. The transcript is spliced from 2 exons.
GGUGCGGAAGCUUGGUAGAAAGGGCGUCGACAUGGCAGCUACGGCGACGGAAACUGGAGAACGCAAGCAGCGAGGGGGUCCGUCAGUUUUCUUCCUGCACCCAGAUCUUGGCAUUGGCGGGGCAGAGCGGCUUGUAGUCGACGCGGCUCUGGCGCUUUGCGCACGGGGCUGCCGUGUGCAAAUCUGGACGCCGCGGUACGACCCUGCGCGCUGCUUCUCGGAGACCCGCCAGCUGGACGUGCGGACGGCGGGGGGCUGGCUGCCGCGGAGCAUUCUGGGAAGAGGCCACGCACUUUGUGCGGCACUGCGCAUGGUGUUUCUGGCGCUGCAUGUGCUGCUGCUCAGCGGAGAGGAGUUCGACGUCUUCGUGUGUGAUCAGGUGUCUGCAUGCAUUCCAAUCCUUCGUCUGGCCCGGAGAUGUAAGAAGGUUUUGUUUUAUUGUCAUUUCCCUGAUCAGCUUCUGACUAAGAGGGAGUCAUUUAUUAAACGAAUCUACAGAGCUCCACUGGACUGGUUGGAAGAAUAUACAACUGGCAUGGCUGACUGUAUUCUGGUCAACAGUUGUUUCACAGCACGUGUUUUCAAAGAAACCUUCAAAUCCUUAUCUCAUAUAAAUCCAGAUGUCUUGUACCCUUCUUUGAACAUCAAUAGAUUUGAUAUCACAGCACCUGCAGAUGUGGUUAGCAUAGUCCCCAACAGAAAGAGGUUUUUUCUUUCCAUCAAUAGGUAUGAAAGGAAGAAAAAUCUAGUAUUGGCUCUGGAAGCUUUUCAUGCCCUUCGUGGCAGACUUGAUGCGCAGGAGUGGAGGGAUGUUCACUUGGUCUUGGCUGGUGGUUAUGAUGAAGCAGUUAAAGAGAAUGUGGAAUAUUAUGAAGAACUGAAAGCUAGGGCUACCACGUUGAAUAUUGAUGAAGAGGUUACAUUCCUGAGAUCUUUCUCUGAUGAAGAAAAAAUAGCUCUUCUUAGUAAUUGUGUGUGUGUUCUUUAUACACCAAGUGAUGAACACUUUGGCAUAGUUCCUUUAGAGGCUAUGUACAUGAGAUGUCCAGUCAUUGCAGUCAAUUCAGGGGGACCAUUGGAAUCAGUUGUAAACAAUCAGACAGGUUUCUUGUGUGAUCCUCUUCCAACCCAGUUUUCAGAAACCAUGGAGAAAUUCCUGAGAGACCCUACUUUAAAGAAGAGAAUGGGAGCUGCUGGUAGGACCAGAGUUUUGGAAAACUUUUCACCAGACGCAUUUACUGAAAAGCUGUAUCAAUAUGUUAAUAGCUUAAUACAAUAAAAAUGACUCUGUGAUAUAA